UCUUAUUUAUAAAAAAAAAGAUUACCUAUACUCUAGCAUUUUCUUAUUCGGCUUGUCGUAAAUUUAAUUCAUGGUAUUCCUUUUAUUUCCUCAUAAGUUUUAAAUAUUCCACAUUCAUUAGAAUGUUAUUAACUAUUCACAACUUACCUGCUAAUGUGAGUAUUUAAUUUGGACGACACAAAAAGAGUACUUUUUAGCUCGACAUCGACUAAGGCCCGCUAUUGUGAUGUGAAAGCUCUAAUUAUUGAGAAAUGCAACUUGACAGAUAUAAUAUUAGACAAACUUUUACCUGAGGGUAGCAGUAAGAAAAUAACAGUUGGUGUGACUAGUGAAUAUGAUGCAAAUCUGUUGUAUUCUAAAUUGAAUGGAUUGUAUGUAGAAGGACUACAAUUGUAUGUUGAAGAUAUAGGACAAAAAAACCCUCCAAGAGUAAACAUGUCAGAUUCAAGACAGGAGAGAAGAUAUGACAGUUAUGACCAAAACCAACAGGGUCAAUACAAUUAUCAACAAUAUAGUAACCAAACACCACAGAACUAUCAAAAUAAUCAGGCAGGUCUGAACCCAUAUCGUGCAAUAUCAUCGUCAGUACCUUAUAACCAACAAAUGGCUAAGCCACUUAUGCCUCCAAUACCUAACAAUUACAUGAGUUACAAUAUACAACAGCAGCAGCCAACUCCUUUGCUAGUCCAGUAUCCAGUUCCCGUUCCCAUUCAGCAGGGAAGUGGUAAUAAUUAUUCGUUUAAUCGAAGCGACGGCAAUCGUUCGUAUAAUACGGAUGACAGGAGAUCUAAUAACGAUUCAUCGUAUACCAAUCGUAAUUCGGGCUGGGACCAGUCGGAUCGAGAUAAUAAGGGACGGGUUCAGAUGUGGGAUGGUAACAAAGACUCCAAGUAUAAGCCAGAAGAUGCAUUUAAUAAAGAUCACGACGAUGUAAAGGGAAGGAAGCGAACUUUUGAUGAUUACGAUCAAUCGCGCGGUGGCCCCGCUAAAUUUCAGCGGAACACCCCGUUUAAUAAUCCCCCGAGAGCUUUGCCUAAUCAAGAAGCAUCUACUUCAAAUAUUUACGGCAAACACGCGACUAAUAACUAUAGCAAUAAUUCGAAUAAACCGAAUGUGAAUACCAAACCUAAUAUACCAAAAUCCUAUUUUCGCAUUGAAGGACCUAGCACUUUCUACCAGAAAGAUACUUUUAAGGGCAAUUAUUAUAAAUCGACUCUGAAGCCCGAAAUAGACCAAGUCAAAAGAUUACAAAUGACGCCAGCUGAAGUCAAGGAGUCACGCAAAAAGGCUGCCAACAGGGAUGACACAUUCCGUCAUCAAGCGGUCAUUGAAAUCGCUACAGAACUGUUAAAUGCACGAGGCUUUACCAGUGUGGCUAGAAAGAAAGUAGGAUUCAUAGAGAUGAAAAAAAUUAUUCGUAAGCGACUCGACCAAGUGUUGGGCGAUAAAAUUGGAUUGGAGAAAAAUUUGAUGAAACUAAAAUAUAAAAAGAGUUUCCCCUUUGAAGCUGAUCAAAAACUUUGUGCUUUGUACACGGAGAGUCGGCCCGCAGAAGGAACUCUUGCUCCCUCUUCAGAUCCGAAAACCACAAAGGUAAAUAAUACUUUAUUUACAAAAGAAGAUGAAAAGCGAUACCAAGGUCUCGUCGAAGCCAAGAAGCCCGCAGCAGCAGCUGCAGCUGCAACCACAGCUGAUUCUGCCACCACAGCUGUUAAACCAGAUCAAACUGCUACACCAAAUCAAACGAAUCAAGCCCCCGCGAAGCCAGGAGCCCCUGCUAGACCCGCCCCGAUUAGUUGGGUCCAAAAAUCGGCAUUCACUCCGAAGCCAGCCCCAAAGAAGAAAUCAGCUCCCGCAUCUUUCUUGAAGCCAGAUAAAAAGACUGCGUGUGAACAAAGGCAGCUGAUGAAACAAGAAUAUCUAUCAGACAACUGUUACGUUUUGCCGCCAAUAUUGAAUGAAGCCCUCGAUAAGGAGAUGAAGGCUUUAUCCGAUUUGUACCUGGAGACAUGCAAGCCUGCAAGCAAUACUUCAGAUGAGGCCAGUGUCCUUAAAAAAGUCGUCGAGGCCUUGGGUGAAUUCGAAUGGGCGAUAAAACUACAACUAACAAAGCGAUUGCUGAACAUUCGGACAAACCUGAGUCUUCGUAUAUUCUCGUUGGGGAAGCGUACCACGCGUGAAGCAGUGGCGAUGUUCCUGGUCCGAUACGGCGUGAUUGCUGUGAAGAAGUCCGGAAAUAAUAAAGAUUUCUUCAUAGCCGACUGUGACUCUUACGAGAGUUACGACGAACUGUGCGCCAUGGGAAAUAUCCUGAUGGAUUCAGGUCAGACAACAUUAGCAGCGAAACCUCUGCACGUGACCAUGCCAGUUAAGUACUGGAACAAAAAUCUGCAGAAGAAAACUUCAGAAUACAAUCCGCCUGGAGGCUACCAGAAAAAUAAAGAAUUUUACGAAGAUUUAGAUGUGAAUUUUGGCCCCCCAGCUGAUGCAGUGAAAAGUGAGCGUAAUGAUAAUAACGCUAGUGAAGACAGCAAGACUGCUGCAGAAACAAGUGAUGAUUUGAUUGAAGUAACCAGUGUUGAUAAUAAAGAAAUAAUUGAUGUUGACGCUGAAGAAUGUAAUGACGGUGAUAAAGACGAAGGUAUAAAAGCCAAUGGAAAUGAAAAUGGCGCUGACUUCGAAAGCAAUGAUAAUACUGGUGAAAAAGUUGCUGAUGAAGGUACCAACGAGGAUACAUCUAAAGAUGUCACUGGUGAGGAGGAUGUUGAUGAUAUUGAAUUGAAUGAGGAUGAUUUAGAAGAUUAUUGAUUAAAUAGUGUGUGAGUGAAAAAAUAAUAUAUCUAUCUAUUUUAAGUCUAGUAUGGUCUGCAUAUUGGAUACAGAGAUUAUAAAUGUUUUGUCAUAGUUUACGAGUACAUUUUACCUGUUAAAAUGAAGCAAUUAUUUUAUUUGGUGCCUCUACCGUUCUUCUAUUGUAAUACAUUUAGACUCUGAAGUAGACAAAUUAAUAACAAAAACAGUAAAUAUUAAAUAAAUUAUAUAUCUGUCUAUCUAAAUUGUUUAAAUGUAACUGUAACAAGAACUGCAUCAAUAGUAUCUAUUAUUAUUAGAUAAGUACAUAGAUAGUAAGUUUAAUAUAGCAAUAUGCUAGAUUGGUAACAUUCUGUUUUUCAAUAAAAAGUAUUUCAUUUAUA
Molecule: messenger RNA, 3194 nt
Organism: Galleria mellonella (greater wax moth)
Lineage: Eukaryota; Metazoa; Arthropoda; Insecta; Lepidoptera; Pyralidae
Exons: 10
Coding region: 436-2808 (790 amino acids)
Source: RefSeq, a predicted model, not a curated record